This is a messenger RNA of Siniperca chuatsi (mandarin fish), 1461 nucleotides long. It is a transcript of the gene jagn1a, whose product is annotated as jagunal homolog 1a. Gene Ontology annotation, biological process: vesicle-mediated transport; granulocyte colony-stimulating factor signaling pathway; endoplasmic reticulum organization. Bases 153 to 704 code for a protein of 183 amino acids. Gene Ontology annotation, cellular component: endoplasmic reticulum membrane. The record is from RefSeq and is a predicted model, not a curated record. NCBI's taxonomy places the organism in Eukaryota, Metazoa, Chordata, Actinopteri, Centrarchiformes, Sinipercidae. The transcript is spliced from 3 exons.
GAUGCUGAUGCUGAGGUAGGAGGUCUUUCAGUCGAUAUUGUACGCAUGCGCAGAGCUGUUCACAACAUCCAUUUGUCACAUCUUUUGUUAGUACAAAUUCAAACAAGGAGCGCAGCCAAACGCUAAGGAAAUACGCAGCGGUUUCCCUCAACAUGACAUCACGCGUUGGCCCCAGAGCUGCUGGUACCAAUGGAAAUGACUUUAAACACAGAGAGAGGGUGGCCCCACAUUACCAAAUGAGUGCUUCCCUGAAGUCAGAGGUGCGAAAAUUAAACCUGGUCCACCUUUUCAUCUGGCUGCUGGUAGCGGCACAAGUGGCUGUCAGCCACUUGAACCUGGUGUCACAUGACACAGUGUCCAUGCCGUACCAGUGGGAGUACCCCUACCUGCUCAGCCUCCUCCCUCUGCUCUGCAGCAGUCUGUCACUUCCAAAGAACAAUAUCAGUUACCUGGUCAUAUCCAUGAUCAGCGCAGGGCUGUUCUCUGUGGCACCUCUCAUUUAUGGUGGGAUGGAGAUGUUUCCUGUAGCACAACAGCUCUACCGCCAUGGAAAGGCCUACCGUUUCAUUUUUGGCGUCUCUGCAGUGACUGUUAUGUACCUCAUCAUGGUGGUUGCUGUUCAAGUGCACGCCUGGCAGUUAUAUUACAUGAAAAAGCUGUUAGACUCAUGGUUCAAUGCCACUCAGGAGAAGAAGAAGAAAUAAUGCAGUGAAGAAAACUGACUGGGCAAAACUGUGUUUUUAUCUUAAUUUAUACACAAGUUAUGAGUCUUAUUCAUGUCUACUUAUUCAGUCAUCAUUAACAUGUAACAUCAUACCUUUGACACCAGUGUUCCCUGACACAUAGUUGUAAAAUAGAGUAAGAUGUACAAUUUAUGCAGGAACCUGUAUUUUUUGUCACCAUUAUUUAUUUAAAGCAGAUAAUAAGUUUCUAGCACACACAAACAGGAGUGGCAUCAAAGCAACAUCCAUAAACAUGGCAUUCAAUUACUUUGCACCCUCUUCAUCACUCAGUCUAGACUGCAAGUUUUCUCCAAACAGAGAAAUAGGUCAUUUAGGACCAAGACAUCAUUGGCAUCUCUCUAAAAAUGUUGUCAUGAUUUGAACAGAAUAGAUGUAGAGGUGUUCAUACUUGUUCAUUCAAGUACAAAAGUGAAGGCAUGAAUGUUCCAACAUGUACAUUUUGCUUAGAAAUUGCUACUGUAUGUGUUAAAAGAAGAAGGUUUGCCUUUGCUGCAGACGUGCUGAUGUUGUCACUUUCAGUAAGUCUACCUCUUAUAAUAGUAUUUUUUCAGAAUGCAUCUAAACCAUUAAAAGGGAAGGGUGGUAAUCACAAUAGCUCCCUGUACUGUUAUGUUUUAAGGUAUUCACAUUUAGCAUCCAAAAGCCAGUUUAUUAAGCCUAUGUACAUGAAUAAAAUAUGCAUUGUAAACCAAUUAAAAAUAAAAUGAAUGCUCUUCAA